This is a messenger RNA of Ilyonectria robusta, 1014 nucleotides long. Its product is annotated as Alpha/Beta hydrolase protein. The transcript is spliced from 3 exons. NCBI's taxonomy places the organism in Eukaryota, Fungi, Ascomycota, Sordariomycetes, Hypocreales, Nectriaceae. The coding region runs from base 87 to 974 and encodes 295 amino acids. The record is from RefSeq and is a predicted model, not a curated record.
CCUCGGCAUAGUUCCUGGCAUUGUAGAGUUCGCCGCUCAGGCACAUCACGGAAUCUCCAACUUACAACAGUAAAAGAUAUUCAGCCAUGGCAACAUAUGAGACUGCGAAAGACCAAUUCGUCACGGUAGACGGCAUCAAGUUUGCAUACCGACACCUCGGCCCGAGCCAUGGUGUACCUCUGGUGCUUCUCGUGGGGUUCAGGGGGACAAUGGACCAUUGGGAUCCGGCGUUGAUCAAUCCGCUCGCCGCAAAGCGUCCGGUGAUACUAAUUGACAAUGCGGGCGUCGGACGAUCUGAAGGCGAGGUUCCCAAGAGCUUGACGGCCUGGGCGCAGUACUACGUCAAUGUCCUGCAGGCGCUAGGCGUCAAGAAAGCUGAUAUCAUGGGCUUCUCCAUGGGAGGGUGUGUCGCCCAGCUCGUAGCACUCAAUGCACCGGAUCUGACCCGACGUCUGAUUCUCUGCGGGACGACCCCAAGCAACGGAGAGGGUGUAGUUUCGGCGCCGAUUGGGCCGUUCAAUGCCCUCAAGGCCGCUGCAACGGAACAAGAACACAAGGAUGCAUGGAUUCAUGGGCUCUUCAACACUUCAGACGGUAACUGGGAAGCGGGUGAGGCAUCGUGGAAGAGAAUGAUGGCCGCGCGUCCCAAUCGAAUUGGGAAUGUCGACGCAGCCAAUGCCCACCGCCAAGCUGUUGCGUUUGCCAAGUUUAUGGGUGCGAAACAAGCCAAAGAAGCGUCUUACGACCGACUCGACCAGCUUCGUAUGCCUGUCCUGAUUGCUAAUGGAGCCGAAGAUCUGCUGUUACCGUCUGAGAACAGCUAUCUCAUGUGGAAGAAACUGAACAAGGCUAAUGCCCAGCUGCAUCUGUUUCCAAACUGCGGGCAUGGGUUUCUGUUUCAGUACGCCCAGGAGUUUUCCAAGAUGAUAAAUGAUUUCCUAGACCGUGAGGAAAAGCCACAGAGUCGUCUUUAAUAAUCGGGCGAGUAUGUACACAUGGAAACAUUAAAUAAAU